GCCACCACCAGCCAUCACGAGUCAUGGCCUUCGUGGCGACUUAUGGCCCGCUGGCCUCUUUUGAGCCAAAGGAAAACGACUCUUAGAAUUGACUAAAACGAAGGCACCAGCCAUGAGGCGCGAAAAGGAGGUGGAUGAAAAUGUCAUUUUCUUUCGUGUCAUCUUCCCAGGAGUCCUCGAUCCCUUUUCCUCAAGCGUUCUCGCCAGUGUCUUCCAGACACCUCUCUAUGGUGAAAUGAGAACGAGGUACUACGAUGUUCUACCAGUACUAGGUAGUGGUACUUCCUUACUCACAAGAACGCCAAGCAGAUCUUCCUUACUCCGACCUACAAGGUCUUUUCACCAGCGUUGACGGCGCCGAGCCGCCAAUUUCCGUAAACUCCCGACCUUUGAGUCGACUCGAAAGUCAUUUCCGUAAACUCCCGACCUUCUCCGCGCACGCAUUGCUUUUGAGGCGCCUUAGUAGCACGCAUUGCUUUUGAGGCGCCUUAGUAGCACGUAUUGCUUUGAGGCGCCUUAGUAGCACGAUUAAGCUGCCGCGGAGCGUCCGCCGAGUACCUGGAUAUGUAAGGAGAUUGGACAAUCCGGACUGCGGGUUUUAAGCCAUCACGGACUUCAGGUGGGAUCUCCCAUCCAGUGACAGAUUGAAUUGCCCGACCGGUUUCCGCGUUGAAGGCGGCGGCAUUUGACACAGUCACGCCUCGUUACUGUCACGGCACCAUGGGUUCUAACGGAGACGAUCAUGUCGGGGAUGAGGCGUCCGGGAGCCGACAUGGCUGCGAGAUGGGAGUGAUUUUCAAAGCUUCGCGAGAGUUUGAGAAUGUUGAGAGACUCGAACAGCAGGGAGCCACGCAGCAGCGAGUCGCCAUUCCACCCGAUUCCCUUAAAGCCGAACUCGCCGACGCCUUCGCUCCGAUUAAGUCGCUCCUGGAUAUUGACGACGACGACGACGACCAUGGCCCUUCGCGCGAAUUCCGGAGCGGAUCUCAUUUGGAACGCGCCAGACGCGCUCUCUUCCACGUGUUCCCGAUCUGCCAGUGGCUGCCGGAGUACCAGCUGACGUGGCUCUUGGGUGACGUGGUGGCUGGAAUCACCAUCACCAGCCUCGCUAUACCUCAGGACUUGGGCUACGCUCAACUGGCGCACGUCCCUCCCAUCAACGGCCUCUACGGCAGCUUCAUCCCCCCUGCAGUGUACGCGCUAUUCGGCACGUCUCGCCACAUGGCCAUUGCGCCAGUGGCCAUCGUCUCGCUGCUCAUGGGCGAGCUGCUCUCGAACCACUACAACCCCGACACCCAGCCCACCCCGUACCUCCAUCUCGCCUUCACCGCCACCUUCUUCGCGGGGGUUUUCCAGCUGGCGAUGGGGCUCCUGCGGCUGGGGUUUAUCGUGGAUCUGCUGUGCCACCCCGUGGUGGUGGGGUUUAUGGCCGGGGCGGCGGUGACCAUUGGGCUGCAGCAGCUGAAGGGGCUGCUGGGAUAUGCCACGUUCAGCACCAAGGCGAAUGUGCAGUCCGUGCUGGGAUACGUCUUCAGCAACACAGACCUGUUCAACUGGCGUGCGUUUGUCAUCGGUGUCUCUGUGCUCCUAUUCCUUCUCUCGCUCCGCUUUCUGGCGCACCGCUUCAAGCCCCACCCCAGGCUGGGCAAGCCCCUCUUCUACCUCAACUGCCUGGGCCCACUUCUCUCCGUAUUCGCCACCUCCCUCGCCGUCUACCUCCUAGGGGGGGGCAACAAACUCCCUUACAACAUCCCCACGGUUAAGGCCAUGCCAGCUGGCCUCUCCUCGUUCGGCUCGCUGACUCAGCUCCAGCUGUCAGGCCCUGAUUGCGCGGUUGCAGCAUCCAUCGGGGUUGUCGCGGCGCUGAUAUCGCUGGCCGAAGCCACGGCGAUAUCACGCAUGUUUGCCACUUUGGAGGGUUACGCGGUGGAUGGUAACCGCGAGAUGGUGGCGCUGGGAAUGGCUAAUAUCGGUGGCUCGGUUGCGUCGACUUACGUGGUCACGGGGUCGUUUUCUCGCUCCGCGGUUAAUUACUCGUCCGGGGGGCGAACUGCACUGACGAACGUGAUAAUGUCACUGCUCGUUUUAAUCACGCUCGUUGCAGUCACGCCCGCGUUUCAGUACCUCCCGACAGCCACCCUGUCUGCAAUUAUCAUAGUUGCCGUAGCAGGGUUGGUGGAUUUUAGAGCCAUCGCACUCAUAUUUAAGACUGACAAGGUUGAUUUCCUCAUCACCUUGGCAACUUCCCUCGGUAUCCUCUUUGUCUCGAUGGAAAUCGGACUCCUUAUAGGCGUUCUCGUUUCAGUGCUCAAGUUCCUGGUGCAGGCGUCUCGUCCGAAGCUACCCACCCUGGGGCUUAUAAAGGGUAUGGGGGUGUACCGAAGUGUGGAGCAGUAUCCCGACGCAGAGGCCGCUGAGGGCGUGUGGGUGUUGAGGGUCGACGGGCCACUGCUCUUCCCUGGUGCGACCUGUGUGCGGCAGCGAGUUCUAAGAACAGUGGAGAGAAGGGCAAGCAGCAGCAACGAGACGGCAAUCACGCAUGUGGUGCUGGACUGCACCUCUGUAUCAGACAUCGACACAACAGCCAUCCACGCUCUGGGGGACAUGCUGGGUCUGUUACACAGGCGCGGCGCCCAACUGGCGCUCAGCAACCCCUCCUCCACAGUGCUAAGGAAGCUGGCCCUCUCGGGCUUCCUGCAGGAGAUGGGGGAAGAGUGGCUGUUUUUGUCUGCUAGUGAAGCUGUGGAGGUGUGCCAAUCAGGUGCAAAGAACGGAGGGGUGUAGUUGUAAGGGCCACAUGCACGUUCUAGAGGACGUUACUCAGGCGCGGCGGCGCCCAACUGGCACUGAGCCCAGCUGGCGUUGAGCAACCCGUCCACCACCGUGCUAAGGAAGUUGGCUCUCUCGGGUUUCCUGCAGGAGCUGGGGGAAGAGUGGUUGUUUUUGUCUGCUAGUGAAGCCGUGGCGUGGCGGUCUGCCAAUCGGGCACAAAGGACGGAGGGGUAUGGUAAUAGUUUAGAGCAUCAGCCCCCAACAAGAAACCCUAUUUUUUUCCCCACCGUUUCUGAGUGUGCAAUGCAAGGGUUGUCAAACAUGUCUAUUUGUUAUGUUUGUAUAGACUGUAUAGGGUAGCCUCUUAGAGGGUACAACACUUAGCUAUAUUGUGUGUACUCUCUCUCUAU
Closterium sp. NIES-67 is the source of this 3182-nucleotide messenger RNA. The record is from the annotation of a GenBank genome assembly. Lineage: Eukaryota; Viridiplantae; Streptophyta; Zygnematophyceae; Desmidiales; Closteriaceae.